Carya illinoinensis is the source of this 1299-nucleotide messenger RNA. RefSeq lists its product as uncharacterized. The transcript has a single exon. The record is from RefSeq and is a predicted model, not a curated record. The coding region runs from base 1 to 1299 and encodes 432 amino acids. NCBI's taxonomy places the organism in Eukaryota, Viridiplantae, Streptophyta, Magnoliopsida, Fagales, Juglandaceae.
AUGUGCAAUGGUGAAUUUUUUAAUAAAGAACCCUUGGAAGCAUUUGAAUACUUUGACUAUUUAUCUGAAAAUGCCCAGUCAUGGGAUGUUUCUGAGAUGUAUGACAGAUCUGAAAAUCCAAAAUUUUUAAGUGGGGGUGGAAAGUAUCAUUUAAAAGAAGCUGAUGAUUUACAUGCUAGGCUUGCAUUACUCUCUAAGAAGGUAGAGUCUAUAGAACUUAAGAAAGUCAGCGAGCUGCAAGCCCUACCAUCUACUUCUGAAAAAUGUAACAUAUGUGAAGAUCUUGGGCAUGUGACUAGUGCAUACCCAACAAUUCCUGCAUUUAAAGAAGUCUUACUUGACCAAUCUAAUACUGUGAAUAUGAUCUCUAAAAAUUUUUCUAGGCCAUAUUCUAACACUUAUAAUUCAGGUUGGAGGAACCAUCCAAAUUUUGGUUGGAGGAAUGAGCAGCCAACAGCCCCAGGACCUGCUCAAUAUGCUCCCUAUUCAGCACCAACAGCCCCAGGACCUUCACAAUAUGCAAAUCACCCACCUCCAGUGCAAAAGAAGAACUUGGAGGAAACCAUGCAGCAGUUGUCCGUGAACCUCCAGCAGUUCAUGCAAAGUCAGAAUACGAUAAAUAAUCAAAAUUCACAAGCAAUAAACGACAUUAGAGGAACACUCACAAGAGUGACCACCGCUUUAAGUGCUCAAGAAAAAUGGAAAUUCCCUGCUCAGCCUCAACCCAACCCACAAGGACUGAAUCAGCAAACUCAGAGUACUACUGAAAGUGCCAAUGUCAAAUCUGUCAAGGCCAUCACAACUCUAAGGAGUGGUAAGGUUGUGGAUAUUCCUGCACAUGGUGCAACCAGCUCAGGUAAAAAUUCUAACCCUUCCCAAGAUAAAGGUGAGCCAAGCAUGCUAGAUUCUGAAACAAAUAUAUGCCCAACACCCGCCCCAUUCCCACAUAGAUUGCUUUCUAUGCAUAAGGAAAAACAGCAUGCUGAAAUUCUGAAAAUUUUUAGACAUGUCAGGAUUAAUAUUCCUCUUCUUGAUGCCAUUAAACAAAUUCAUGCUUAUGCUAAAUUUUUAAAGGAUUUAUGCACUGUAAAAAGGAAGUUAAAUGUGCAGAAAAAAGCCUUUCUCACUGAGCAAGUCAGUGCAAUAAUUCAGAAUCACACACCACCCAAGUUUAAAGACCCUGGUUCACCAACUAUUUCUUGUGUCAUUGGAAAUGCAAAAAUUGGCCAAGCUUUACUUGACUUAGGUUCAGGAGUUAAUUUGCUGCCUUUUAGUGUGUAUGAACAUGGGUUUGGGUGA